Molecule: messenger RNA, 1035 nt
Organism: Penicillium manginii
Lineage: Eukaryota; Fungi; Ascomycota; Eurotiomycetes; Eurotiales; Aspergillaceae
Exons: 5
Coding region: 1-1035 (344 amino acids)
Source: RefSeq, a predicted model, not a curated record
AUGGCUUUCGAUACGAAUGUUGAUUUCAGCGAGAGCCGCGGGGCUGAGAUCAAUGCUAUCGGAUGGGUGUUUACGGGGAUUGCGAUUGCGACUGUUGCUUUGAAGAUAUUCUCGCGAGUAGAGAGCAGACGGGCGGGAUGGGAUGACUUUUUCAUCUUCUUUUCAUUGGCUCUCAGUAUCAUUGCUACUGCAUUUGUCUCCUAUUCCGUCACUCUAGGGUUCGGGAGACAUACCGCCGCAGUUGUUGCCGAGCAUGGCAUGGAACGCUACCAGAAGACAGCCUACUGGCAGAUUGUAGCAUUUCCGUUCAACAUUGGCGCUUUUAGCUUUCCAAACAUCUCGAUCUCGAUCUUGAUCGUGGAUCUGCUGGAUCCCAAUGAAUAUCGCAGGUGGUCUCUCUACCUGAUGUCAAUCUUCCAGGUUAUCUUCGCCAUGAUCUCAGUUUUCAUUGUGUUCUUUCAAUGCAAGCCCACUUCAAUGCUUUGGAAUCCUACUGCAGGCGGUACAUGCUGGAGCCCGGAUGUCUUUGACGACUUCUCUUACUGGGUCAGCGCCUAUACAGCAUUGACGGACAUCGUCCUUGCUGUCGUUCCCAUCCGAGUAUUCUGGAAAUUACAAAUGCCCCUCUCUACGAAGAUCAGCGUAUGUAUCAUGAUGGGAUUGACGUUCCUAUCCGCAAUCGUGACUAUCGUGAAGGCAACCUAUCUGCACCUGUUCACCAACCAUACCGACCCAUUGUGGGUUCCUGUUACCUUGGUGAUUUGGGGGCUCAUCGAACAAAACGUCGUCAUCGUCGCCGCUUGUAUCCCAACUCUCCGGCCCUUUUUCCGCAAAACGUUUAAUUCCACAAAGGGCUCCUCUGGCGGAAGCAACUCACAUACCCGCUCGGGGUCCGCAUUUAAACUCGGCAACAUUCCACCCAGGAAAGGUCCUGCGUCUGUCUCCGAGUUUCCUUUGAAGGAUGCGGCGCAGAAAAUUCAAGGCGGGGAAAGCCAUGGUAGUGAAAAUGGAUCGUGGCACGCAAUGGAGCCAUGA